GUCCGGAUGUGCUUCAGAUCCGGAUACUGCGCGACAGACUGGCCAAGCCGACGAUGACGACCGAGCUCGAGGCCAUGGCCAAGGAGGAAGAGCGCCGAAGGAAGAAGAGCGCGUACGCGAAAGCGUACUACGAGGCCAACAAGGCCAGCGUCAGCCAGAAGCAGAAGCUGCGCCGCCAAGCCCGCAUUGCGUCCUGCCACGCCAUCAAGCACGAGGCGAGGCCGAACCCGGCUCAACCGACCGGGCACCCGCGCCCGCGAGCUAUCAAAACAGAGUGGCGAGGAGCGACGACCGCCGCCCGCAGCACAGACGCAGCAUACCAGGCCUUGACCUGGACGACCGACGCGCGGCAAGAUGUGCUACUGUUCACAGAGACGUUGCCCGCCGACUUGUUUGUACGAGAGAACGACGAGCCUCAAGCACCGCCCGUCGACGAGCCUGCGCCCACGCGCUGUACGUCGAUAUCGAACGAGACCACGCGUGAUUGGCUCUGCGUAUGUCCCUAUUGCAUGCAGUAA
Messenger RNA from Saprolegnia parasitica CBS 223.65, 518 nucleotides. RefSeq lists its product as hypothetical. The coding region runs from base 54 to 518 and encodes 154 amino acids. NCBI's taxonomy places the organism in Eukaryota, Oomycota, Saprolegniomycetes, Saprolegniales, Saprolegniaceae. The transcript is spliced from 2 exons. The record is from RefSeq and is a predicted model, not a curated record.